AUGCCAUUUAAAUAUCAGCCGAUUGAUGGACAUUAUCAUGCAAAUCCUUCUGAACUAGUGGAUUGUUCUAAUAUUGGAGUAGAUGUUUUGAAAGAAGGUGGAACAGCUGUCGAUGCGGCAAUCGCAACUGAAAUUUGUGUCGGAACCAUUAAUGCAUUUUCCGCUGGUAUUGGAGGUGGCGGAAUAAUGAUAAUUCGCUUACCAAAUGGAACAUCAGAAUUUAUUGAUUCUCGGGAAACAGCGCCACUUGUAGCGAAUAAAAAUAUGUUUGUUAAAGAUCCUAUUUCUGCUUCUGUUGGCGGUCUUUCAUUCCGUGAUCAAGUUGCACAUGAAGCUCGAAUACAAGAAAUAAUGUCAAAAGAAUACGCGACAUCGGUUCGAGCCAAUAUUUCUGAUAAUGAAACGUUUCCUCCCCUCUAUUAUAACCCAAUGUAUGAUCAAAUGGAUGAUCAUGGCACCACUCAUGUGUCGGUUUUAGAUAUUAAUGAUAUGGCCGUUUCAUUCACUUCUACUGUUUAUCCUGUAACUGGAAUAUUGUUAAAUGACGAAAUGGAUGAUUUUUCUAUUCCAGGACGACCAAAUGCCUUCGGACUUUUUCCUUCUCCUUACAAUUAUGCUGUUCCAGCAAUUGUUGAAAAUGAAGAUGGGAAUGUUGAAUUAGUGGCUGGUGGCAGUGGUGGAACUAAAAUUCUUUCUGCUGUUUUUCAGGUCCUAUUACAUAAUGUAGAAGAUAGAGGUUAUUCUUGCCAAGUGCAUGCUGUUAGAAAACUAAAAGAUGGAACUAUCCAUGGUAUAUGUUUGUUCAAAUUCUCGUAA
Molecule: messenger RNA, 816 nt
Organism: Racocetra fulgida
Lineage: Eukaryota; Fungi; Glomeromycota; Glomeromycetes; Diversisporales; Gigasporaceae
Source: the annotation of a GenBank genome assembly